Phaeoacremonium minimum UCRPA7 is the source of this 981-nucleotide messenger RNA. RefSeq lists its product as hypothetical. Bases 1 to 981 code for a protein of 326 amino acids. Gene Ontology annotation, molecular function: protein binding. Lineage: Eukaryota; Fungi; Ascomycota; Sordariomycetes; Togniniales; Togniniaceae. The transcript is spliced from 2 exons. The record is from RefSeq and is a predicted model, not a curated record.
AUGUCUUUCUUCAAGAAGCUAACCAAGGAGUUCGGGGAGCUGAAGGCCUCGCUCACGGACAAAGACAAAGACAAGCAAGAGGAAGAGGGAAAGAAGGAAGGAGAGCAGGCAGGUCAACGUGACACCCAAACCAAUCAACCCGACCAGCAGUACUCCUCACCAUCUGCUCAUUCCAGUUAUGCUCCCCCGCCGCCUUCGACCCAGGGCCCUCCCGGCCUACCCCCUCUUCCUGCUGGCUGGGUAGCUCAGUUCGACCGGACGAGCGGACGUUGGUUCUAUAUCGAGCAAGCCACCGGCCGCACGCAAUGGGAGCCUCCUGUCUCAGGGGGCAUUUCGUCACCACCUCCGCCGCCCGCAAACUACGGGGCUGACCCACCACCCGAGGGCCACUCGCCGUACGAUGAUCCUACCAGGGGCUACGGUGCGCCUCCCGGCCUACAGCACGGAGGUGAGGCGCAUGGAUACUACGGCGGGGCGAACUACGGACCUGGACAACACCCUGGAUCGUACGGAGGACACGGUGCCGUAGAAGAGGAGAAGUCCGGCAGCAAGAGCGGCAUGCUUCUCGGUGCAGCUGGCGGCUUGGCGGUUGGUGCAGUGGGCGGUGCUCUCAUUGCCGAUGCUAUUGGUAAUGAUCUUAUCUACACACAUCUAUUUCAUGAACAUAAUUCUGACAUAAAGGUCACUACAGAUGACUCUGGCGAUGAACACCAUGUUGCCACGGCCCCAGCAACCGCGCCAACUGCGUAUCCGCCCCCUGUUGGAGCAGAACCGGAGACCACUGCUGAUCCGUCAAUGCCCCCUCCGGUGGUUCCCCCAACUGAUGCAGACGGUGACUCUGUCUCUAGGAGCGAUCGUGAAUCUGUGCAGGAAGCCAGAGAGGAGUACGAGGAGGCUCUUGCCGAAGCUGCGGACUCAGACGCCAGCAGCAGUGAGGCGGAGGAGUUGGAGGAGGCUAGAGAGGAAUAUGUCGAGGAGUAG